Zychaea mexicana is the source of this 318-nucleotide messenger RNA. Its product is annotated as various chains-domain-containing protein. Gene Ontology annotation, biological process: ATP synthesis coupled electron transport; electron transport coupled proton transport. Lineage: Eukaryota; Fungi; Mucoromycota; Mucoromycetes; Mucorales; Lichtheimiaceae. The record is from RefSeq and is a predicted model, not a curated record. The transcript has a single exon. Gene Ontology annotation, molecular function: NADH dehydrogenase (ubiquinone) activity. The annotation marks the transcript as partial.
CUUUCUCAAUAUAAUGUAGCAUUAUUCCAUUUAGUAAACCAUGCAUGGUUUGAAGCUUUAUUACUCUUAUCUGCUGGUUCUGUAAUUCAUGCAAUGAAUGAUGAACAAGAUUUAAGAAAAUUUGGUGGUUUAGCUAAUUUAUUACCAUUCAUAUAUUCUAUGAUGGUAAUUGGAUCUUUAAGUUUGAUAGCUUUACCAUUCUUAACUGGAUCCUAUUCUAAAGAUUUAAUUAUUGAAUUAGCUUAUGGACAUUUCAGUUUCUCAGGUAAUUUAGUAUAUUGGUUAGCAACUGUUGGACUACUUGUACCAGUGUUUUGA